This is a messenger RNA of Penicillium egyptiacum, 858 nucleotides long. The record is from the annotation of a GenBank genome assembly. Lineage: Eukaryota; Fungi; Ascomycota; Eurotiomycetes; Eurotiales; Aspergillaceae.
AUGGCAGACGUGACUGCUUAUGCUACCGGAUAUGACAUUGAGAAUAUUUUGCCCCUCUUGCAUAAAGGUGCUCUGCUAGCUCAGUCCCCAGCGGGGAUCGAAGAAAUUUCCGAACUCAAUGAUGAUCGCCGCCGUAUCCUUUACGCGGAACACACUCAGCGCUGGAAACACCCAUUUGCAUUAUACUACACCAUCGUUCUAAACUCGAUCUCGGCAGCUAUCCAAGGCUGCGAUCAGACCGGUCAGAAUAAUACAUCGUUCAAGCGUCCAUGCCCGUCUUGGCUAAUGCUUUUUAUAGGUUCAAACGGUGCUAACCUGACAUUUGAUGUCCAGUUUGGUAUCCCAAAUAACCCCCCUAAUGUCCUGACCCGGAGACCUGCAAGCGUAACCAGUGGAUCUGUUGCGUGGCUCUCCGAUACCCUGAAUCAUAUUCUCGGCCGUCGUGGUACAAUCUUCCUGGCUGCAAUCUUCAGUCUCCUAGCUCCUCUGGGCUCAAGUUUUACUCAGCAUUGGGUUCAGCUCGUUGCCUGUCGUGUUCUUCUCGGACUUGGCAUGGGUCUCAAGGAAGUCACUGUUCCUGUUUACUCGGCUGGCGGCCUGGUUAUGUCAUGGCAGCUUUGGACGGCCUUUGGUAUCUUCCUCGGAACGUGCGCGAACCUCAUUGUGGCCAACACUGGUGAUAUUGCUUGGCGAAUACAGCUAGGCUCUGCAUUUAUUCUAGCUGUGCCGUUGCUUCUUGGUAUCUGGUUUUGUCCCGAAUCUCCACGAUGGCUGAUGACCAAGAAAAACCACAAGAAAGCCUUUGCAUCUCUUCUCAGACCGCGCAAUAGCCCUCUACAGGCCGCUAGAGAUUUGUAG